Chenopodium quinoa (quinoa) is the source of this 2949-nucleotide messenger RNA. RefSeq names its product probable E3 ubiquitin-protein ligase RHG1A. The record is from RefSeq and is a predicted model, not a curated record. The coding region runs from base 547 to 2736 and encodes 729 amino acids. The transcript has 6 exons. NCBI's taxonomy places the organism in Eukaryota, Viridiplantae, Streptophyta, Magnoliopsida, Caryophyllales, Amaranthaceae. Gene Ontology annotation, molecular function: ubiquitin protein ligase activity.
AGAGGAUUCUUACAAGUUUGAAAAAAUGGUAGUUUUUGUCGUGGUGUUAGAAUUAAUUUAAUGAUAUGCUGGAAUUGGACAUUAUAUUGGUAAAUUGAAGAUUACUGACUCCCCACCCCUCUUUAAUCACAUCUCUCUUUCUUUGCACCUUGUUUGUUUUUCAAUCUCUCUCUCUCUCUCUCUCUCCUCAUCUUCCAACCCCUUCAACCUCUCUCUUCCUCCCAUUGCUCAGUGGGUUUUGUGUUGUGUUGUCUUCUUUCUCUCUCUUCUUUCUUCUCCCUUUUUUCUUCUUUUUAGAGAGAGAGAGAAAACUUUCAAUCAGUAGGUUUAGGGUGACUUCUUAUCUUACCCAUUUUUGAUUUUUCCCCUUCACCACCCUCUUUUUCUGCCAAAAUUCUUUUUUUUUUUUUUUAAACAAUUUUUUUGGGAUUUUUUUGAGGCAGAUCCAUUUGUUAAGUUUGAGAAUCUCCAAAACACACCAGUGGUUUUUCUUUGAUUUCUCUUGCAAUAUUUAAUCAUUGUCUAAAGAAAUAAGCACAGGUUGUGAUGCAGGGACAAAGGAGUACCAUUGGUUCCCUGCCUGAUUCAAUAAAUUUUGAUUAUGGGCCUCCAUCAAGCAAUGUGGGUGUAGAUCAGCAAAUUUGCUGGAAUAAUCACCGGAAUCCUGCUGAAAGCAGGUUGUCUGACUAUAGGAUUUCAGCUACUAGUUCAGAUACAUAUAUGGGUGGUGUAAGCCAAGAAGGGAGAAACUUUAAUAGAUGGAAUAUUGGUGAAUCAAGUUCUACUAAUCCUCAGAACUUGGUUAACGAUGAUGACCGAAUGACUCAAAGUGGAUGGCCUCCUUCAUUGAAUGGCUCUGUUGGUGCUGCAUUAAGGCUAGAGGAGCAACGAUAUGAGCCUACAAAUUUUGUUUCACACACUGGUGUAAACUUAAACCUUAGCAACAACCAGGUUGUAACUGGGCCCUCUUACAUGCGAACCCCUGACACUGAAUCUGCUUCGCAAAAUCUUGACUUAACUGACGGAAAUUUUCAUAGAGUUGAUGAUAGUAUGGACUGUCCUAAUUUGUCGAAAUCUAUUGGCUUUGAGAGCAAAUUUCAUCCUUCAGCUAGUAGCUCUUCUGAUCCUUUUGCUUCUUCAUCUGGAGGUGGUGGUUUCCUUGUUGAAGAGGAUGAGGGUAGGCCUGGUUACUCAUUGGAUGGUCGUCGUCUUUCUUGUAAGAGAAAGGCUUUUGAAGGAAAUGCUGGACAGUCUUCUACUAGUGGAAAUUGCUUUGCAAGGGCAGAAGGUGGCAUGUGGCAUGCAGCUCCUCCUCGCUAUGAUGCCAGCAGCAGUGUUAAUGUAUCCAUUUCAUCAGAAAGUUCUCCGAGCAUUAACCCUCCUGCACAGGUCAAUCCGCGACUUGGAUUAGGCAUGGGUGGAGGAGUUCCUGCUGAUAGUCUUCGUCCUCUUACUGUGCCUGGAGCUUCAGAAAGUACUCAGAGGAACUAUCGUUUGAGGGUGAAUCCCUCAGUACAACCAGAUUUUUUGCCAAAUAAUUCAUUUUCAUCCAAUCUUGGUGGCAGUGCUGCCCGACGACCUGAUAGCUCGUCAGCUCAUCAGCCAUUAAGAUUUGUGCCGAUAACUCCUCUUGAUUUGAUGUCACCAAAUCCCCCGGAAAGCUCAGUUCCACAAAGUCAACCAGUCAUUUUGCGUGCUGCCCUUCGGCGAAAUGUGCAAUCUCACAGGUGGAAUGGAGCCACUAAUUUAAGGGCUGGAAGUUCAUCAAAUCCUGCUCCUUCUGGUGGGGAUACUGUGUUGCCUGAAGAUUUGAACUCUAGAAACCUGUCGAGAAAUAUUGCAGAACAUCCUAUGUUUGUACCUCCAGUAGAGGCUAGAAAUUUGCCUCAAACUCCAACAAAUUGGAGUUUAAAUAAUGGUAAUGUUAGUAUCUCUAGAAACAUUCCAUCGAGCUCUCGCACUGGGUCUGCUUCAGCUUCCCAUACUACACCAGGACCCAGUUGGGCCUCUCACCGCCAUCCUUCAUCACAGUACUCCCGUAGAUUAUCUGAAUAUAUUCGUAGAUCAUUGCUAUCUGCAGCUGGGUCGGACAUUGCAGGCCAGAGCAGUAACAGUGGCCAACUUCGUUCAGGUCCAUCUUCCUCGCAAGAUGGUAUACUUCCUUCUAGCGGUGGAAACCAGGGGCAUAAUCAGUUACACUCCAGGUCCGCAUUGUGGAGUGAAAGGCAAGGUGAUGGUGCUGUUGGGAUUCCUUAUUCUUUGCGGGCCUUGGCAACUGCUGGUGAAGGAAGAAGCAGGCUUGUUUCUGAGCUUCGUAAUGUCUUGGAUAUCAUGCGUAGAGGUGAAGGAUUACGUUUUGAGGAUGUUAUGAUCCUUGACCAAUCGGUCUUAUUUGGAAUGGGUGAUGUUCAUGAUCAGCAUAGGGACAUGCGACUUGAUGUUGAUAAUAUGUCUUAUGAGGAGCUAUUGGCUCUGGAAGAGCGCAUUGGGAGUGUUUGCACUGGAUUGACAGAAGAUAUGAUUUUGAAUCGUAUGAAGCAACGUAAGUAUAUACAUACUAUGAGUGAUGACCAAAUUGAGGCGGAGCCUUGCUGUAUCUGUCAGGAAAAUUAUAGUGAUGGAGAAGACCUAGGCACCUUGGAUUGUGGACAUGAUUUUCACCGUGAGUGUGUUAAACAAUGGCUUUCGCACAAGAAUUUGUGCCCCAUUUGUAAAACAACAGGUCUAGCUACAUAGAAAAAAAAAACACCAUUUAUUUUUGAAGUCAUUGCUUCCUAAAGGAAUGCAAUAGUGGAACAAGGUAAACUACAUCGGAGGUCAGAAAUCUGUGGAUUAUUGUUUGUUUACAAACUUUGUACUUUGAAUCAUUUGAUCGGCUAGAGAAUUCCUUAUUCUUACAUUAUAAUUGGUAAUGUUAUGUACCGUAAUUCAUGAUUUUAUUUUUCUGCA